Molecule: messenger RNA, 1703 nt
Organism: Erigeron canadensis
Lineage: Eukaryota; Viridiplantae; Streptophyta; Magnoliopsida; Asterales; Asteraceae
Product: oligouridylate-binding protein 1B-like
Exons: 12
Coding region: 168-1442 (424 amino acids)
Cellular component (GO): cytosol
Molecular function (GO): mRNA binding
Source: RefSeq, a predicted model, not a curated record
UUUCCCUUUCGCUUCCACUCGCAAUCGACAGAAACCCUAACUCAAAUUGCAAAGCAGGAGACAUAUCUAUAUCUAUAUCUAUAUAAUUAUAAUUAUUAAUAUAUAUAAAUAUAUCCACCAUAUAUAAUAAUAAAAUUAAAAAUAAUCAAAUAGUUAAGAAAUAAAGAAUGCAACAUCAUCAAAGGGUGAAACAACAACAACAACAACAACAAGCAUUGAUGCAACAGGCUCUCCUCCAACAACAAUCUCUUUAUCAUCCUGGCCUUUUACCUCCACCCCAGAUUGAACCUAUAUUAAGUGGAAAUCUGCCUCCUGGGUUUGAUCCAAAUACAUGCCGCAGCGUGUAUGUGGGCAAUGUUCAUACACAAGUGACCGAACCACUUCUUCAAGAGGUUUUUGCAAGUACUGGUCCUGUUGAAGGAUGCAAACUCAUAAGAAAGGAUAAGUCAUCUUAUGGAUUCAUUCACUACUUCGAUCGUAGAUCAGCCGCACUUGCUAUUUUGUCACUAAAUGGAAGGCAUUUGUUUGGACAACCUAUCAAAGUUAAUUGGGCAUAUGCCAGUGGGCAGAGGGAGGAUACCUCAGGUCACUUUAACAUAUUUGUUGGUGACCUUAGCCCUGAGGUUACAGAUGCAAUGCUCUUUACAUGCUUCUCUGCCUAUGCUAGUUGCUCGGAUGCGAGGGUUAUGUGGGAUCAAAAAACGGGGCGCUCACGUGGUUUCGGUUUCGUUUCUUUCCGAGACCAACAGGAUGCUCAAAGUGCUAUAAAUGAUUUAACUGGGAAGUGGCUUGGCAGCAGGCAGAUACGCUGCAACUGGGCCACAAAAGGUGCUGGUACGAGUGAUGAAACACAGGGUUCAGAUUCUAAAAACGUAGUGGAGCUAACUAAUGCAUCUUCAGAGGAUAGUAAAGAGGUAGCUAACAAUGAUGCACCUGAGAAUAACCCACAGUAUACGACCGUCUUUGUUGGUAACCUCGCUCCAGAAGUUACCCAGCUUGAGCUUCAUCGUCACUUUUAUUCGUUUGGUGCCGGUGUAAUCGAGGAAGUCAGGUUGCAACGUGAUAAAGGGUUUGGUUUUGUGAGGUACAAUAAUCAUGCCGAAGCGGCUCUUGCCAUUCAAAUGGGCAACAACCAGUCAGUUCUUUAUGGUAAACAAAUUAAGUGCUCAUGGGGUAGUAAGCCCACUCCUCCCGGAACAAGCUCAAAUCCAUUACCUGAACCCGCACCUGCACCAAUGUUGUCCGCUGCUGAUUUGUUGGCAUAUGAACGCCAACUAGCAAUGAGUAAGAUGGCAGGGGUCCAUGCUCUAAUGCACCCUCAAUCCCAGCAUCCUCUUAAACAAGCAACAAUGGGAAUGGGUGCUGCUGGAGCCAGCCAAGCCAUAUAUGAUGGUGGUUAUCAGAGCAUCGGUGCCGCCCAACAACUCAUGUACUAUCAGUGAGCGCUAACCUUUGAAAUGUGCCUAUGCAGAUUUCUUUGUGAGUUCUUUUGAUUUUUCUAGGAGGCUUUUGCAUUGUUUUUCUUUUGUUUUACAUUUUUAUUUUUCCAUCUUAGUGUGCAAUUGUUGUCCCACAUUUAUAGCUUGCUAGGAUGUUGACACAUAAAUUGUAAUGCUUUAUGCCACCAGUCUAACCAGUUAUAGUUGUACUUAUUAUUGGAUGAGUGGUAUGUGAAAGAUAAUGGUUAUAUAUUUGCAUGAAAA